UUGAAACUAACUUCUCAAGUUGUCAGAGAAGGUUAAGGACAAACGUUAUUAGCAAUGGCUACAGAGAGUGCUGCGUCCGUGGUUGUGGGACUAAACAAGCAGAACGGGCAGCUAAUUGGGCAGACCAAGCCAGCUGCCCCUCAGUCAGGACCCUUACCACUGGCCUCUCUGCCAGGGAAGACCCCAGGUGCUCCUCUGAAAGCCGGCAGUGACCCACAGGAGAGCAGUGGCAUCAGGUUUGGCGAUAACUGGAAGAAGAACCUGCAGCUGCCCCCUAAAGAUACGAGAAUCAAAACCUCGGAUGUGACCGCAACGAAGGGGAACGAGUUUGAGGAUUACUGUCUCAAAAGAGAGCUGCUGAUGGGCAUCUUUGAGAUGGGCUGGGAGAAGCCGUCUCCCAUCCAGGAGGAGAGCAUCCCCAUUGCUCUGUCAGGCCGGGACAUUUUGGCUCGGGCCAAAAACGGCACCGGGAAAAGUGGGGCCUACCUUAUCCCCCUGCUGGAGAGGAUAGACCUGAAGAAGGAUUACAUUCAGGCUCUGGUGUUGGUUCCCACUCGAGAGCUGGCACUGCAGGUCAGCCAGAUCAGCAUCCAGGUCAGCAAGCACCUGGGUGGGGUCAAGGUGAUGGCCACCACUGGAGGAACCAACCUGAGAGAUGACAUCAUGCGACUGGAUGAGACAGUACAUGUGAUAAUAGCCACUCCGGGCAGGAUCCUGGAUCUAAUAAAGAAGGGUGUGGCCAAAGUGGACAGAGUCCAGAUGAUGGUGAUGGAUGAGGCAGAUAAACUGCUGUCCCAGGACUUUGUGGUCCUGAUUGAGGACAUCAUCAGCUUCCUGCCCAAGAACCGUCAGAUCCUGCUGUACUCUGCCACCUUCCCCAUCACUGUGCAGAAGUUCAUGAACAAACACCUUCAGAAGCCCUAUGAGAUAAACCUGAUGGAGGAGCUGACACUGAAGGGCAUCACCCAGUACUAUGCCUACGUCACAGAACGGCAGAAAGUGCACUGCCUCAACACGCUCUUUUCCAGGUUGCAGAUCAACCAGUCCAUCAUUUUCUGUAACUCCACUCAGAGGGUGGAGCUGUUGGCCAAGAAGAUCACCCAGCUGGGCUACUCCUGCUUCUACAUACAUGCCAAGAUGAUGCAGGAGUACAGAAACCGUGUGUUCCACGACUUCCGGAACGGACUCUGCAGAAACCUGGUCUGCACAGACCUGUUCACCAGAGGCAUAGACAUCCAGGCUGUGAAUGUUGUCAUCAACUUCGACUUUCCCAAGAAUGCAGAGACAUACCUGCAUCGCAUCGGGAGAUCAGGGAGGUAUGGUCACCUGGGCCUGGCCAUCAACCUCAUCACCUCGGAGGACCGCUUCAGCCUCAAGGCCAUCGAGGACCAGCUGGUGACUGACAUCAAGCCCAUCCCGAGCAGCAUCGACAAGAGCCUGUACGUGGCUGAGUUCCACUCCACCAACCCCGACGCCGAGGCAGAGGAGGCGGGGAGAGAGGCCGGCCUCAACACCACUCAGCCCCAGCAGCCCUGAGCGGUGAGACUGACAUGACCCCUGACCUCUGACCUCUCCCCCUGUGGCAGCGGAAACUCACUCACAGCAAGGGGUCUAAAAGAGCUGAAAUCACUUGGGUCGAGUGCGGAGUGAAUGCGGUGAACUAACUGCCAUUUACUUAGCUGAGUGACAGAGACACUGAACGUCUUUGCUAGAGGGGUGGGUAUUGACUUUUCGGCUUGGGAGGCCAUUGAAACUGAUUGACUUGAAACUUUGAUUUCAGGAUGGGUUAGUCGUUGAGCAAAGCCUCGCUGAGUGGAAUGUGCCAGCCAAACAGACUGAUUUAAUGUGAAAUGAGAGACUGGCAGCCCAAAAAUACUUUCACCCUUCAGAGAGCAGUUCCGUCUCACAUCUGUCUCCAACUCUACCUGUUUUGUCCCACUUCCAGGAAAAUAGAACAACACCAGCUUUUGCACAAUAUUCUGCUUUUGCACUCAGAUUUCAGGCUUAUUUGUUUCUGAAUUUUUUGACCUCAGUUUCUGUCUGAAUCUUUGUCUAACCAUUGCAUUGGUUAUUCUGUCUCAAUCGGGUAAAGUUGCAAGGUGAACUAAUAAAACAGUCCAACUUAAAUGUUUUGCACCUAAACAGCCUGAUUUAACCCCUCACCAACCAACUUCUGCUUUGAGAACCACACUCCCAGAAGGUGCAAAAAAAUGUCCAACAUCUAGCUUUGUGCAGCAGCGUCAGUCAGCCCCAAGCCUUUCAACUGUUGGGUGGUGACUGCUUUAGCCAAGUGUGCAUGGCCCACCGCUAAUUACGUGGAGGCGGGAGGAAACGAUAGUUCCUUCUUCAGACCCCUUGCAAAAUUUUAAAGUUGGACUCCUCUGCGUUAUUCACCUUGGGAUUUAUUUUCUCCGGCAUACAAGGAGAUAUUCUUGCUUGUUGAAGUGGAAUGUUAGGGGUAUGAUGAGAUGGCAUUCCAAGUGAAGCAAAUGCGCCAGACCUAAAUGCAACCACACGACCAUCUACAAGCCCACAAGUCCUAUAGGAAACCGUUCUACACACGGUGGGUUUGUGGAAGUCAGCGCGAUUGCAGUGUGUUCCUGACAUUUACAAAGUGGUCUAUACAGGAGAUGGUGUGUUAUGCACACUUUGGUUGUAUGUUUUUACCACAGACUACAUUAGGAUCAAUAACAGGGAGUAUCAAGUUUGUUUUUCAUCCUCUUAAACUUUUCACCAAGGGGUGCUUAAAGAAGACUAAUUUCAGAAAAGGUGAUGGGAAGUUUUUUUUUUUAUUAUUUUUUUUAGCACAAUUGUAGCAUAUCUUUAAACUGGCAGCUGUAAUUUCCUACCAUUAAAUUGGUGUGUUGAUAAUGAUAAAAAAAAGCAGAAAACUAAUAUUUUGAUUUCAUUAAGGAAUACGUUUGGGGAAGGGAGGUGAGGGCUGUGGGGGCAAGAGUUGCAUGUUGCGUUGAUUGUUAAAGUUGGACUCCAGUGGAAUUUUCCCCAUAUUUCAUUGGUCAGAAUAUUGGGACUGAAUUUAUUUGGAAGUGAUAUAUGCACUCUGUCCAAUACAUUUGUACAGUAAAGAGCGAAAGCUUUUAAACAUGAUUCCUGUUUGAUUACUGUUUGAUUUCUAAUAUUUUAUGGAAAACUUGUUUGAACUGCCCACUGAAAUCCAAGUUUAGGGCUGUUAUCAACUUUCCCAAAACAAUGGAAUACUAACCCUGUAAUGUGGUGUAACAGGAUACAACCCAGGUUCUCCAAAUAGCGUGUUGAAUGGUAAUGUUUGACUUCCACUGGAGUCCACCUUUACCCAGCUCCUCUCUGGUUCUUGUGAGCUACAGUACACUCACUCAGGCACCAUAACAACCAGACUGCAGGGAGGAAGGGGGCUGUCACCUGGUAUGGCACCCGGUAUGCUGCCUGUAGGUGCUGAAACCCGGUGCCGAAGUGUUCAAACUGCCUGUGCUGUAUGCUCGUCAGAGCCAGUUGUGCUACAAGUGUGAAAGGCUAUUGUAUACGUUCUUGUGCAGCCAGUUAUCACACUUUUUUUGUUCAUAGCGUUGUAAAAUAAGUGUAAUUAUGUUAAAGGUACCAGUAGUCCUCCUCAGCUUUACCAAAGGUAUGUAGGUGGAAAAUAAGAGGACAAUUUAUGUCUUGGUUUUGAGUCAGGCCAAUGGACAUUACCUGUGAGGUAACUGGCAAAAGGUUUACUGUACAUUAACUGCCUGCUAUUGCUGGACACAAGUUUUUUUUUUUUUUUUUCCUGCUGUUGAUCAACUCAUUGUGUUGCUGUGUUAAUGAGUCUUAAGUGGAUGUCUUUUUGUAGCUGGGGCUUCAAACUGUGGCUUAGAUGUAUGAUUCAGGGCUGUUAGAAUCACGCUUCAUUUUGUUGGACUUAAUGGAUCUGUUCAUCGGUCUGUACACCAGGACCCAACACAUCAAAGCAUUCUUCCUUUACAGGUGUAACGAAAGGGCUUAUUUCAAAUGUAGUGUUCAUGGGUUCGUUUCAGAGUCAGGGAAUUGUAUUGUUUCACCUCAAGAGUUGAUCACUGCACCGGGUCUUUAAUGUCUGUGGACUUUUAUAUUAAAAUUUCAGAAAAGACCAAAAAAAAAAAAAAAAAAAUCCUGGAUGUACAUAAAGAGUAUACGGAGAGGGGAAGUGGGAUGGGGUGUGAGUAGUUUUAUGUAAUGUUGUGUAAUGAGGAAACUAACUGUAAAUGAUGUAAAUAAUCUUUUUGCUUCAAAUAACAAAAUCUGUUGGUGGAGGUGGAGGCAGGUGAAAGAUUUGAGGUUUUUUUUUCAGUGCUUAAUUUCAGGAUCUGAAGCAAAAACAACCAAAUGGUGU
Molecule: messenger RNA, 4348 nt
Organism: Megalops cyprinoides (Indo-Pacific tarpon)
Lineage: Eukaryota; Metazoa; Chordata; Actinopteri; Elopiformes; Megalopidae
Product: probable ATP-dependent RNA helicase ddx6
Exons: 12
Coding region: 55-1536 (493 amino acids)
Biological process (GO): cytoplasmic stress granule assembly; P-body assembly
Cellular component (GO): cytoplasmic stress granule; P-body
Molecular function (GO): ATP binding; mRNA binding; RNA helicase activity
Source: RefSeq, a predicted model, not a curated record